This is a messenger RNA of Cladocopium goreaui, 234 nucleotides long. The record is from the annotation of a GenBank genome assembly. Lineage: Eukaryota; Dinophyceae; Suessiales; Symbiodiniaceae.
GUCAAAGACGACAACAAUUACGACUUCCUCACGAAGUUGCUGAUCAACAUUGGGGUGGUUGUCCCCAACCCAGCGACUGUUCAAGCAGCUUUGGCGGCGGUGGGCAAAGAGCACUGUUUGCUGGGGAAAGCUUGGGCAGAGCAAGAGGGAAACCUCCAUAGAGGUCUCUUGCAGUAUGCCAUCCGUCGGGCAAACAGGAACCCGGACUCCAGGACUGGUUGGCGCAGUUUAUGA